AUGGACUCAUAUAGUUCAGCUCUUGAGAAGACAGUUAUGCCGACCAACGUUGAUGCCAUUUCUUCUUCUUCCCACUGGCAAAAUCCUCCUUCUGGGUGGGUAAAGGCCAAUUGGGACGCCGGAGUCAAUCAACGCACAGGCCGUGUGGGACUUGGUGUCGUCAUUCGGGAUCACCAUGGGAAAAUGUGGGUGGCGAGGAGUUUAACGCGAUUGGGAUUUAUGGACCAUAGAGCAGCAGAAACUUUAGCUGCUUCCAUGGCAGUUAAGCUGGGUACUGAGAUGGGGUUCAGAAAGAUCCAGCUGGAGGGUGAUGCGAAGGUGGAGGAGGUUGACACAAACAAGGAUGGGAUCGAAUGGGGGGAGUUUUUAUGA
This is a messenger RNA of Corylus avellana, 372 nucleotides long. The record is from RefSeq and is a predicted model, not a curated record. Lineage: Eukaryota; Viridiplantae; Streptophyta; Magnoliopsida; Fagales; Betulaceae.